Sceloporus undulatus (fence lizard) is the source of this 3321-nucleotide messenger RNA. It is a transcript of the gene PNPO, whose product is annotated as pyridoxamine 5'-phosphate oxidase. Gene Ontology annotation, biological process: pyridoxine biosynthetic process; pyridoxal 5'-phosphate biosynthetic process. The record is from RefSeq and is a predicted model, not a curated record. NCBI's taxonomy places the organism in Eukaryota, Metazoa, Chordata, Lepidosauria, Squamata, Phrynosomatidae. Bases 77 to 859 code for a protein of 260 amino acids. Gene Ontology annotation, molecular function: pyridoxamine phosphate oxidase activity; FMN binding. The transcript is spliced from 7 exons.
AAAGGCGAGACGGAGCGGGGCUGGGUUCGCUUUGUCACCUGCGCAUGCGCAGAGAGGGUAAAAGAAGGUGCUCUCCAUGCUCUGCAGCAGGAGGCAUUCAGGGGUCUUUGCUUUGGGUCGCAUUGCUUUUUCUCAUUGGGGCCAAGUUCCAAAAUCUUCCCCUGCUGCCAUGGAUUUGGGGGCCCUUCGGAAGAACUACAAGGGAGAAGAGGAGGCUUUUGAGGAGAAACAUCUCAUCUCCCUUAACCCCAUUAAGCAGUUCUCUGUCUGGUUUGAGGAAGCGAUGAAGUGCCCAUCCAUAGGAGAAGUUAAUGCCAUGUGCUUGGCUACCUGUAGCAGGGAUGGAAGGCCUUCAGCUCGGAUGUUGCUUUUGAAGGGCUUUGGCCAGGAAGGCUUCCAAUUCUUCACCAACCAUGACAGCAGGAAAGCCAAAGAACUGGACUCAAAUCCAUUUGCUUCAAUUGUCUUCUACUGGGAGCCCCUCAAUCGCCAGGUGCGAAUUGAGGGCUCUGUAGAGAGGCUUCCUGAGCAGGAAUCUGAGACUUACUUCCACUCACGUCCAAAGAGCAGUCAAAUUGGGGCUGUUGUGAGUCGGCAAAGCACGGUGAUCCCAGAUAGAGAGUAUUUAAGAAAGAAGAAUGCAGAGCUAGAAGAAGUGUACCGGGAAGCUAAAGUGCCUAAGCCAGCAUACUGGGGUGGAUACAUCUUAAAGCCAGAAGUCAUUGAGUUCUGGCAGGGCCAAACAAACCGUUUGCAUGACCGCAUUGUCUUCCGGUACCUCCAGGACACAAGUGCACCCUUGGAGCCCAUGACCCACAGGGGAGAGGGCAACUGGGUAUACGAGAGGCUCUCCCCUUGAAAAGCAUGUAGGGUUCAUUGUCUUCAUGCCAUUCUUACAAUAUCUGUGCCAAAGUUUGUGUUCCUCGCUCUCCCCUGAGACAGAUCAGGCUGCAAGCCAGUAAACAAAUACUGGAUCUCCUUGGAGGAAGCCUGGGAUCAAGGCACUUCAUCAAACAGGGCUGGGAUCUUGGCUCUGCCACUAACUAUAAGCCUAGUCUACUUUAGAGAAUUGUUGUAAGGAUAAACAAGGCUAUCCCUGUGUGAACCUGAGCUCACUGAAAGGAAGGCAGGAUACAAAUGUGAUGGCUUUGUAAAUGUUUAAGGUAUAAAUAUGCUACAAAUUUUUAUCUAUUUAAACCCAUUGAACUUCCAUACCUCCCAGACAUGGUGGCAUCUUAGCAAUUUAUGGUGAAAUAACACAGUUUUAUGAGUAGGGUUGAGAAUUCUGUAUCUCCUGGGUUUUGGAGGUGAUGGCUGAAGAGAUCAUGGCAGACUGGCUUCAUUUUGUAAUGACUGGAUAAACCUGUCUGGUUCUACAUUGACAUGUACAGGAUGGGUUUGUUUUUUCCCUAAACCAGUAGGCAAAGUCCUUUUUAUUCAGACAGGCUUUUUGUAUUUGAUUUAUCUGCUGAGGGAGGGUUUUUUAACAGGAGGUGCUGUACCCUUUUUAUCACUGUGCUGCUAUACUGCUUUUCAUUUAGUUGUGUUCUGCUACCAUAAUUUGUUUACGUCUUUUUAAACCAUUUUUUAAGUUUUAUUUUUACCUUUGUUUAAAUCUUCCAUGAGUUGCCUAGAGUCCCAGUCUUGGGAGAAAAACCAGAUAUGCAUCAAAUAACACAUUCAGUUGAAUAUGAACAGCAGAAAAGCUUGAUUUUUGCACACGCGCUAGCAUAUACAGGCAUAUCAAAAUUAACAAAGCGUCUGACAAAGAAACACAGUUUCACAAACUCUUUUUAAUGCAUGCCCAGUCCACCCCUUCUUCCUCUUCAUCCUGUGUCUAGCCUGAAAGCUUUGUUGCAGUAUCAGCAUUUGGAGGAUAGUGAAAGAAAACUAGACACUUUCACUGCUGGGUGCAGCCGCAUGCCUACAAUAAACAAUGCAAUAAAGUGAUAGCUGGGAAAAGAUGGGAAUCUACUCUAGCUGACCUUUCAUGAACAGAGAGAGAAGAGGAGAAAAUUGUCUUACCAGCUCACUCCAGCAUGUAAAAAACAUAAGUUUGGCCACAGUAUAGAAAUCAUAAGAAAAGUGGAACCUGGUGAAAGAAAGUCAUCCCUGGAUGUAUUUUGGAAGAUGCUUUCAGAUGGUCUCUACAACAAUUUUGAUUGUUUGUUUGUUUGUUUGUUUACUUACUUGCCUGACCGGGUUGUUUCAUGUCACAUGUGUGGAUUCUUAGUUUUGUAAGAAACAUGUUGCUGAAACAUGUUGAACUGACCUUUUCUGUGAUAUAUGACCCUAUCCCUAGUCUUUCCAUGUUAUUUUUGCUUCUGGUACCAUAUUGUUUGUUAAAGACGUAAUGUCCAGGAGCACAUCAACUUUGUUAAUUGAUGUAAACCUGUAGUGCUAUUUGGUAUAAUUCAGCAGCUAGGAUGCAUUGUAAAGAACGUGAACUCUGGAUGGGUAUUGAGAAUAAUGGAAGGCCAGAAGGGAUAGACCAGUGCCAUUAACUUCAAGAGCUCAUGUCUGAAUUUGCUUUUUCCAUCCUCCUUUCCCCUUUGUUUGUGACUUACACAUCCCUAGAUUGUAAGCCUUAUGGUGCAGGCUGUCUUACUAUUGCUCCAGCUGAGUUACUCUGGUAGCCUUUUUGCUUUCAGUUGGAGUGGGGCAACUGCAUCAGUCUGGGGGCCACUCUUACGCUCUAGGGGCUACAUGGACUAUUGAAAGACAAAAGCAAUACAAAUCUGAAAGUGGCCAGAAGCGUCAAAAAUUGUUGUGUUUUGGUGCUAAACAGUAAAAUGGAGGCCUUACAAACUGUUUUAAGGGCAAAUUGUUGUGCCUGGAGGCUUCCAAGAAGAGCAAUUCACUUUCCUUUUGGGGGCCAAAAAGUCAAUUCAGAGAUUCUGGAGGUGCCAAACGCCACAAAAUACAUCCUUGAGGCCACCAAUUCUGGACACAACAUUAGGAUCUUAGGAAACUAUAAACAAGAGACUGUGAACUGCUCCAGCUCCUCUUAACUCAGGAGCUAAAACAGCUUUCUCUGAGCUAGUGACGUCCAGAUGGCCCAUGCUGGUUGGGGAUGGUGGAAAUUGUAAUAGUUGUAAGAGGAUGGAAUUUGUAAUCUUACACAUCUGGAAGGUGCUGGAUUGGAGAAUGCAGAGCUAGAAAAUUGUGGUGAGAUAGUCAGGUGUCAUUUCUGUUCAGUAUAGUGUCUAGAUCAAAGGAAGUAAUAGUGCCACUAUAUUCUGCUCUGGUCAGGCCCCACCUGGAAUAUUGUGUCCAGUUCUGGGCACCACAAUUUAAAAAGGAUGUGGAGAAACUGGAGCA